Molecule: messenger RNA, 3990 nt
Organism: Poecilia reticulata (guppy)
Lineage: Eukaryota; Metazoa; Chordata; Actinopteri; Cyprinodontiformes; Poeciliidae
Source: RefSeq, a predicted model, not a curated record
CCUCCUCCUCUUCAUCGAUCGCUGCCUCCCAGCGCGCGAGUGGCCGUGCGGCUCUGCUUCUGUCCCAGUCGGCCAGCAGUCAUCUCUGGACACUGGCUCAAAUUGAUGGCGACCACACCGGCCAGCAAUUCAGACCGAAGACCGCUCAGGAGGCUCCGCUCCACGAGCGACAUCCCAUAUCUGGUUGAAGCCAGAAGAUCUUUCAAUCUGCGGACAGCUGAGGAAGUAGAGCGGCUGUCUGCCAUGCGCUCCGAGUCCCUGGUUUCUGGCACACACACUCCRCCCAUCCGUCACCGGAGCAAGUUUGCGACUCUUGGCAGACUCCUCAAGCCCUGGAAGUGGAGAAAGAAGAAGAGUGAAAAGUUCAAGCAGACAUCUGCAGCUUUGGAGAGGAAGAUGUCCCUGCGACAGAGCAGAGAUGAACUCAUCAAGAGAGGAGUUCUGAAGGAGAUCUUUGAAAAAGCUACUGUUGAAUUCCGAUCCUCUAUGGAUGGCAGCAUUUGCCCUCAGGAACCCUCCAUGAAGACAUCUAUGGUCCUGCCCACCAAGAAAUCUGUAUCUUUUCCAAAUGACCAUCAGGAGACCCCAGCCAAGCCCCCACUUUACCACAAGCAGCCUCCUGCCCUGCCUCCAAAGCCUUUCUCUAGGAUCCCAAACCAUAGCACAGAUUCUUGCCAGCCAAUGAAGUUGCCCUGCAUGCCCGGGGCAAAGCACUCCCCACCCUUGCCUCCUAAGAAAGUGAUGAUCUGCGUGCCUCCAGGCGGGCUGGACUCCUCGCCGUCACCYUCCCUAAACCCCCUCAGCACGCUCCCGCCAAAGUGYGCGCCUCCCCAGGGUUUGCCGUCUCACCACGGCACGCUUCUGCCCUCCCAGCUCGCCGGGCUGCCCGGGCUCCACCAGAGCCACGGCCACCCGCUCCAGCUCCAAUACGGCGGCCUGCACGCCCCCAGCCGCAUCAUAGAGGAGCUCAAUAAAACCCUGGCACUAUCCAUGCAGCGGUUUGAAAGCUCUGCUUUACUGGGCAGUGUUCAGUGUGCUCCCUUGGACAGGAGAGAAGUGCCAUCAGUGAUAAUCGAGUACGAGGACGACAAGGAGAACAUGCCGAACGAGUCUGAUUAUGAAGACCUGCCCAGUAUGUACAAGGAUGAAGAGGAUGAUGUGGAUGACGAUGAGGAAGAUGACGAAGACGACGACUCCAUAUUCACAAGUACUCUGGCUAAGAAAGUGCUACGAAAAGAUUCUCUGGCCAUCAAGCUGAGCAAUCGUCCAUCAAAAAGAGAGCUGGAGGAGAAAAACAUCCUGCCUAUGCAGACGGAUGAGGAGAGGCUGGAAUCAAGGCAGCAAAUAGGCACCAAACUCACAAGGCGCUUGAGCCAGAGACCAACAGCAGAGGAACUAGAACAAAGAAACAUCCUCAAACCUCGCAAUGAGCAGGAGGAGAUGGAGGAAAAGAGGGAAAUAAAGCGAAGGCUGACACGAAAGUUGAGCCAGAGGCCCACUGUAGAGGAGCUGAGACAAGCCAAAAUUCUUAUCAGAUUCAGUGACUAUGUAGAGGUCUCGGACGCCCAGGACUAUGACCGGCGAGCCGACAAACCCUGGACCCGACUCACGGCGGCUGAUAAGGCAGCAAUCAGGAAAGAACUCAACGAUUUUAAGAGCAACGAGAUGGAAGUCCAUGAGUCAAGUCGUCAUUUAACCAGGUUUCACAGACCAUAGUAGACCACAACUGUCUCGAGCAAUCCAGUCUGCUCCUCUGGAGAACCUUAAGUGCUGGACAGUGAAACGGUGCCCGUCUCUUCAAUAAGGCCAUGUAUUCUGAAAUGCCUUUUCAGGAUUUACACAUCUGAGUCAGCGCUGCACACCAAKAUGCUGACAGCCACUGUUCAGUCCCUUAUAGUAGCACAAAACAACUUUAGGUAAUGCACAUUGCCCCUGUAAGGGSCUCAUUCAACUGUCUCUUAAACCUCUCCGCUGAGCUCUCCGGCUGGCGCUCAGUGGUGUGGAGACUGGACAGCCGAAGAGUCCUCGUUUGCRGUUGAUUGACACAUGCGGCAAACCUACUUGGGUUCAACAACACCACCACACCAGUGGACUUGUCUCAGUGGACAUGUUUUUAAUCCCCUCCUCUCCAUUAGGCUGUCACUAUGAACUCUAUUUAGCUCUUGUGGACAAUCCUGAGUGAGGAUGAAGAGYUAAUUGUUCCAAGCUGAUUAAGUGAGAAGAGACUCCAUCUUUACUGUUCCUGCUGGGAUUUUAGAAAGAAACAUAAAAGGAGGAAAAGCCUCCAGCAUUAGAAUCAUGUGCAAUUUUUUUUUUUCCUUCUGCUUUUCCAAGACUACAGCGCCCUCUGGAGUUGUGAGUCCAAUAUAGUCCUGAUCCUGCUCCUCCAUAUGUGCAAUUCUAACUGUAACCAGCAAUGCUGACAUCUAAUUGCUAACUGUGAAUUUGAGAGUCUGGACAAUUGCCAGACUCUCUCCAGAUGUAUAUUUUGUUGAUACUCAAGAAGGAAGGUUAAAUUUAAGGAAUAAAAAAAAAAUCAUGUUUAGAUGACUUUUAUUAAUGUCUUAUGCAUUUUACAGUUAAAUUUGCAGCUCACAGAAAUUUUCUGAUUUUAGUGUAAAACUCUUUUCUUUUUUUUCUUUUUUUUAAGUUGGUCAAUUUUAAUGUUUUUAAUAGAAGCACUUCAACCAUAAACACCUUAUUUAAAUGUCUGUAUGCAUUCCAGCGCUUUGAAGAGAGUAUUAAGUGAUUGCUUGCCACAUUUCUCUUUUUUUAUUAUUUUUACGUGUAUUUGCUUAUAUAUGUUUAUUCUUGGCUCGAAAUGUGCACUGUAUUAUACACUUUAAUUUUAUACUUACGAUAUGUCCCUGAAGCUUUUAACAAAGCAAUACCCUUUGUAGAGAGGAGGUUCAGAUGAAUUCUCCCCCCACCAUUUGUAUGUUUUUUGUUUUUUUUUUUUUCUGUGCAGAUACGCUUCUGUCUUCAGGGUCUAACAGUUUGUUUUAUAUGGAUGUUUGCUUCAGAGUUUUUGCGGAGCAAUUUUUCCUUAAAGGAUCAUGUAAAAUCUGCCUGGAUAGCUUUACCAACACGUUCGGACAAGGUGCAAUGAAAGUGUCAUGGCUUGUGAUGCACAGUGUAUUUAACGGGCUCUGACUUUACCCUGUUCUGAGUGACCAUUUUGAAGACCUUUUACUGCUUACGUACUUUGUACUGUUAAGAGUUCAGCUUAAUUUAUUUUAUUUUUAUUUUUUUCAGAUUUGUAAGUUUUUUUUUUGUUUUUUUUUUUUUAACUGAUCCCUAUGCCAGUAUUUCAAGACUUAUUCUUUUUGCUUAUUUUUUUAAAUUAUUUUUUCUGCUGUAUUACUUUAAAAGUUGCAAAAGAAAUUUUCAUCAGCAGCAGAGAUUAGAAGCUGCUCCUAUUGUGAUUCAUCUCUGUAAAGGAACAUGGGUUCUGUAUUAUUUUAAAAACCUAAGCAGUGUUAGGUGAACUGAUGGUAUCUGGGGAUGAAAAACAUUACAUUUCUUUGUUCUGCAUGUGUUUUAUAUGCCAGAAAAGGGGUGUUGUUCCAGUCAUCACUCUUAUCCAUACCAUAAGUAUUGGAAAACAAUCCUGAUUUGAUUAUGCCAUGUCUUCUUACACACACAUGCAGUGUUUUAUGUUGAAUUCACUUUCUGCAGAACUGUAGUUGGUCCCCUUUAAAAAAAACAAAUAAAAAAAAUAUUUGCAGGUUCAGAAAAUGGAGCAUUAUAGAAAUGAACACGCAGUAUUUUGAAAUUGUUAAAACACRACCAGAGCCAGUGGAUCAAGCAUGAGGUUUGGCAUUUUGCUGGAAUAAAGGAACAUGAUAUCAGCAAUAAUCUGUUUCCUUUAACAAGUUGGCGGUGUGACUCAAAGUAGUCUUUGUUUCUUUUGUUUUUGUUUUAAUUCCUGAAAUGCAGAUAACCAUGUAAGGAACACAUCAUGCCAAUAAAAUUCUAUUUCUGAAUGCA